This is a messenger RNA of Babjeviella inositovora NRRL Y-12698, 1482 nucleotides long. RefSeq lists its product as uncharacterized. The transcript has a single exon. Gene Ontology annotation, molecular function: amino acid transmembrane transporter activity. Gene Ontology annotation, biological process: amino acid transmembrane transport. Bases 1 to 1482 code for a protein of 493 amino acids. The record is from RefSeq and is a predicted model, not a curated record. Gene Ontology annotation, cellular component: vacuolar membrane. NCBI's taxonomy places the organism in Eukaryota, Fungi, Ascomycota, Pichiomycetes, Serinales.
AUGACAGCCAAAGCCGAGACCAACUCCCGGUCAUCCUCCACCACUGGGUCAGCGGAAAAAAUUACCCUUGCGGCGCACUACAAAAGUACCGAUGUGACCCAGGAUAAGUAUCCGGACGACGAAGUAGCCUCUGAUUCGGAAGUUCAGAUCCACUACCGGAGCUGCUCGUGGCAGAGAACCGCGGGCCUUUUGUUCUCGGAGUACAUCUGUCUUGCAAUCAUGUCGUUUCCUUGGUCCUACUCGGUCUUGGGAUUAGUGCCCGGCUUGAUCUUGACCGUGUUUGUUGCCUUGACCGUUUUGUACACGGGUUUGGUUAUUGGCGAUUUCUGUGCCAAGUACCCGCAUAUCACCAACGUUUGCGACAUUGGCCAACACUUAUUCUGGGGAAAGAAAUGGGCUUGGUACGCUACCGCAGUGUGCUUUUUGUUGAACAACACUCUCAUCCAGGCCUUGCACGUCUUGGUGGGGGCCAAGUAUUUCAAUACCAUUUCCGACAACACCACCAUCUGUUCCCUCGUAUUUUCCGUGGUGACGAUUAUCGUUUGCUUUUUAUUUUCCUUACCCAGAACCUUUUCCUCAAUGUCGGGAAUUGCCUACUUCAGUGCACUCACCAUGUUUGUGGCCGUGAUUCUUUCCGUUAUCUUUGCCGCUAUCCAAGACCACCCCGAAGGGUUUCACCCAGAGGUUCCCGUCCAGUGGAAUUUGUGGCCAGAAAAGGGAACCACGUACGUUAGCGGGAUGUCUGCAUUCUUAAACAUUGUGUACACGUUUGUCGGCCAAAUCACCUACCCGUCCUUCAUCUCUCAGAUGAAGGAACCAAAGGAUUUCAAGAAGGCCCUCUACUUGGUUACCGUUUGCGAACUUAUCACCUUUGCGCUUGCAGGUUCCAUUGUGUACGUCUAUGUGGGUAAUGCAUAUAUCACGGCUCCGGCCUUCGGGUCAUUGAUUGGCAACUAUAAGAAGAUUGCCUUCUCUUUUGCUUUACCCACCAUCUUCUUUUUGGGAGCCUUAUACGGCAAUGUGUCUUCCCAGUUUAUUUUCCUCCGGAUCUUUGACGAGAAGUCUCGUCACCGUAAUAACCAUACCAAAAGGGGGUGGACGGUCUGGGUAUUGCUCAAUCUUGGUUUGUGGGCUAUUGCCUUUGUGAUCGCCGAGGUGAUUCCAUUUUUCUCUGAUUUGUUGUCCUUGAUGUCUUCGUUGUUUGACUGUUGGUUCGGCUUUGUCUUCUGGGGGGUUGCAUAUUUCCAGUUGCGAAAGUCUCAUUACGUCGAGACGUUGGGCGAACAAGACAUUAGUUUUUUGGAAAUCUUCAAAAAGGAGUCAUUCGUCGGUAAACUUGAGUUCAUCAGUAACUUUGCCUUGAUUCUCAUUGGUAUCUACAUUUUGGGACCCGGACUCUAUGCCAGUGUGGACAGUAUUGUCCUCUCGUACCAAUCUCAUCUUUAUGGGUCGGUUUUCACCUGCGUAAGCAACGCUAUCUAG